Messenger RNA from Blepharisma stoltei, 588 nucleotides. The record is from the annotation of a GenBank genome assembly. Lineage: Eukaryota; Ciliophora; Heterotrichea; Heterotrichida; Blepharismidae.
AUGGAGUUCUUAAAGAGGGAAGCUCUAUUUCAGCAUCUUCCUUUGUUAAAUAAAGAAAUGCUUUUACUGCUUAUUGACUCAGCUCUGCUUUAUUUAACUCAUAGAAAGCAGUAUUUUGACUCAGGAGAAUUUUAUGAACAAGCAUUAGGCGUAGGCUGCCAGCUAUCUAAAAAUGAAUUUAAGUCAGCUUGUGAAGGCUUGACUGUACUAAUAGAAUGGAUGCUCAAAAACAACCCAGAAAAUGCUGGAAGAUUUACCUUUCUUAAUAUUUUAUCUACCCAUUCUGCCUUAGGUGAAGAUUUGUUGACUGAAAUCGAUGGAUUUUUCACAAGAAAAAUCAAAGAAUAUGCAGACAAAAAGCCUUUAUUUGGGAACUUGCAUUUAAUAGACGUAGACUGGAAUGCAGGGAUUACGGUAGCUACAGACUCUUCUAAUGGGUUAAAUACUCCCUAUGUGAAGCUCCAGCUGAAUUUAGCAAACCCACAGACUGGGCUUUGCAGCAGAGAGACUAUAUCUCUUGACUAUUUAGAAUUCAAGAAUUUAUUAAGAGAAACUCGAAAAAUUAGCAGCAUAAUGAACACGCUUUAA